AUGGCAUCCAAGAAAGAGAAGCCAGAACAAAAAGCUGAAGAUUUUGAAAAAAGUAAGCAAGGAGCAAACAGAAAGGAAGAUGAUAUAUCCAAGGCAAGGAGCAGCACAGAACCAUUUGUCAAAGAGAGGGAGCAAUAUCUGGAGAAGGAAUAUAAGAUCCUGACUGAGCAUGUGCACAUGUACAUGAAGCGAGUAGAGCACUUCCUGUGGGAGAAUGAGUUCCUGGAUAAGGAGGCCCAGAAGAUUCGGGAGGACAGCAAAGCCUACAUGACCUAUAUAAGCAAACAUACUCAGAAACACCAAAAUGCUAUCAUUACACUAAACAACCAGAACCACUUCGAUCUGGCACAGGUCCGAAAGCAGAAGGAAGAAUUGAUCUCACAGUACACAGCUAAAGAGAAGGAAGUGAGGAACCAAUUGAUGGAGAUGGAGACAAAGUAUUCUCUUAUGAACAAGGAGGUUGAAGACUUGCAGCCCUUCAAGGACCUGCAGUUGGAACAGCUGAGCAGAAUCAAGGAGCUGGAGAAAGAACUGCUGGUCACAAAAAUCCAGCACUCAGAGCAAAUGCACAAAGUCAAGAGCAGAUUCCUGCAAGUAAAAGCUAAAUAUGAGCUGGACUCUCAUCAGAAGGUUCAGUCUCUGGCCAAGAGAGCUGAAGAGGAAGCUGUACGUAGUCUAAUCCAGCACACCAAGCAGGUGAAAGCAGAGAAUUGGCGACUGCGCCAUGAACUGCUCAGCCUCAUCCGACGCUCACACAUCCUCAAAACCUUCAAGCUUCAACUAAGAGAGCAGCAACAGCAACUCCUCCGGGAGCACCAUUAUAGCCAAGACCUCACACGCAUGCGCCACUGGUUAAUAAAGCAGCAUAGGGCACAGGGCUCAAACAAUGAAGUCAACAGCUUUGGCAGCUCCCUCAAAAGCAUCACAUCAGCCAAGAUCAGACACAUCCCUACUUCCCUCACUAGUGCCAAAUCAUAA
Molecule: messenger RNA, 978 nt
Organism: Chelonia mydas (Green sea turtle)
Lineage: Eukaryota; Metazoa; Chordata; Testudines; Cheloniidae
Gene: CCDC166
Product: coiled-coil domain containing 166
Source: RefSeq, a predicted model, not a curated record